Messenger RNA from Penicillium oxalicum, 1740 nucleotides. RefSeq lists its product as uncharacterized. The coding region runs from base 1 to 1740 and encodes 579 amino acids. Gene Ontology annotation, biological process: regulation of transcription by RNA polymerase II. Gene Ontology annotation, cellular component: Set3 complex. Lineage: Eukaryota; Fungi; Ascomycota; Eurotiomycetes; Eurotiales; Aspergillaceae. Gene Ontology annotation, molecular function: protein binding; transcription corepressor activity. The record is from RefSeq and is a predicted model, not a curated record. The transcript is spliced from 4 exons.
AUGUCCCGCCAUCUGGUCGGCGUCGCGUUGCACCGCGCCUGUCAUGGCGACGCUGCUGUCUCGCUCCAGCGCGCUUGGUACCCCGACCCUCAAACCCUCCCUUUUGCGCGCCACAUUAAAACACAUGCGUUGGUGUCGCUCGUCCAGAAAGGUCUCCAAUACCAUGAACUCGAGUCCUCAAUUGACAAGGAAGGCAAUCCCAUCACAUUCACACCCGAGCGAUACUUCUUCGGGCCUGAGCCUUUUGAUGUCGGCUCAUUAAAACCUCAGGAUGAGCCAACGUCAGCGGCCAACGGUCCACUACCAGGACCAGUUCCAGAAACCGCCGAGGAGACGGCCAACGAGCCGGCGUCGAACGGACACACCGCCGAUCCUGCCCAAAAAAGCCAGCCAGCCGAGACCAAUGGCGACGAAGCGAUGGAGGUUGACGAAGCCGAGAGCAAACCGGCCACCCCGCAACCUCAGGCACCCGAGGUGGAUGGAGACGGGGAUGUCAGCAUGGGCGCGACAGAACCCGAAGAAAAGCCUCGCGAACCCACCCUCACCACCGGUCACAGCAUCGGCAUUCAGAUGUCACCCGCCAAAGCCGCCGACUUGACACCAGACACCGUCAUGCUUGACGAAGAUCAUGCGGUUUCUGCGAGCUGGUGUCCGAAAGACCCGUCCUUGUUACUCACCACUGGGGACACCUUUUGUAGUCUAUGGAAAUUGUCGGCCACAGCUGAACCCGCGCGGAACAGGUUCUUGAGUCUCAAGGGCUCCGGCGCAUUUGUAUCAGCUGUGGCGUGGGACAGUGCGGGUGCGAAACUGGUCGUGGCAUCAUACCGGGACCUGAAGGGCAACGUAACCAUCUACAACACGGACGGCAAUGUGAUGGAUCUCUUGCCGGAUAUGCCCCGCGUGAUCAGUGGUUUGUACUGGGCGAAAGAAAGCCCUCAGCUGGUCAUUGUGGCUUCGGACGAGCGCUCAUCCGAGUUGGCGCUCUGGGAUGACGGUCGAAGACCCGACGUGUACCCGUCCCCACAAAUGAUAGACAAUCACGUCUAUGAUCUGGCAUGGUGUGGUCGCAACCGUGUCUUUGCAUGCGGAAAGGGGUUUGUGUACGAAUGCGAGGUGGACGACAAUAUCCGUCUGCUCAAAGCCCAUGCUUCGCAGCAAUCCGAUACGGAAUGGGCUUACCUCAAGUGCCUCAAACAUGAUGCGCUUUCUGUUGCCGUCACGGCAAGUGCGGCGUCUUCGACCAUCUGGAUUCCGACUCACGAUAUCGUGAUUGAUACCGCUCACCAGGGCGCCAUCACCGCCAUCGAUAUCAAGCCGCAGGCGGCGUCGGAAAGGCUGGAAGGCAAGCAAACCAUCACUAUCGCUUCAUACUCUACCGACGGCACUGUUGGUGUGUGGCAGGUAGAUUUGGCCUCUAAAGAAUCCAAGUGCAUCCACCGCCUUCGGCUGGGGGCCUCCGUUCCCGCCCUCACUGGCAGUUUCUCCCCGGAUGGGUAUGCCCUGGGCGCGGUCAGUAGAGAUCAAGUCCUGAUCUGGAAUGUUGAACGUGGCGGGGACCCGAUUGCGACCUGCAAAGCCCCCGUUGUCGCCAAGGUCAAGGAGGAUCCCGACCGGACGACCAAUGGGCAGAAUGGACAUGGUCCUGUAUACCCAGAUCGUGCCUUGUCGUGGGAUCUGGAUGGGAAGAAGCUCGCAUGCGGGCUUGGAGAUCAGACGGCGAUCAUCAAUUUCCAGCGGUGA